Leptosia nina is the source of this 1482-nucleotide messenger RNA. The record is from the annotation of a GenBank genome assembly. NCBI's taxonomy places the organism in Eukaryota, Metazoa, Arthropoda, Insecta, Lepidoptera, Pieridae.
AUGGCAGAAUCUGAAAUUGAUAAGAUGUUUGCCAAUUUCACCGAUCUAGUGCCAAAAAGCCCAGAGAAACUGGCAGAGGAAAAAAAGGAAAAUGGAAAUAAUUUGUACAAAUUCAAAAAUUAUAAAGGAGCACUGGCAAUGUAUGAAGAGGCUAUUAAAUUGUGCCCAGAAAAUGCUGCAUAUUACGGAAAUAGAUCAGCAUGCUACAUGAUGUUGGGCAUGUAUAAAAAAGCAUUGGAGGAUGCUCAAAAAGCUGUUGCGCUUGAUUCCACAUUUACAAAAGGGUAUAUCAGGAUGGCUAAAUGUUGUAUUGCUUUAGGUGAUUUAUCCGGUGGAGAGCAAGCUAUUAAACAAGCUUCUGAAUUGGGAGGAGCUGAUUGUGCCCUUAAUGAAAAGCGUGCACUUGAAUCGCUGAGAAGACUGCAUGAAGAUGCACAACGAGCUAUGGAAACUAGUGAUUUUAGACGUGUGGUCUUCUGUAUGGAUCGUUGUUUAGAAUAUAGUCCUGCUAGUUCACGAGCCAAACUUAUAAAAGCUGAAUGUCUGGCAAUGCUCGGAAGGUGUCAAGAAGCACAAGAAAUUGCUAACGACUCAUUGAGGUUUGACAGUUUUGAUAUAGAAGCCAUUUAUGUUCGAGGAUUGUGCCUUUACUUUGAGGAUAAAGAUGAUCAAGCGUUCAAACACUUCCAACAAGUAUUAAGACUAGCUCCAGAUCACAAAAAGGCAAUGGCAACAUACAAGAAAGCAAAACACUUAAAACAAAAAAAAGAAGAAGGUAAUGAAGCAUUUAAGAUGGGUCGGUGGCAACAGGCAUUAAAUUUAUACAAUGAAGCACUAACAAUUGACCAGAACAACAAAAAAGUUAAUGCCAAGUUAUAUUUCAACAAAGCAACAGUAUGUGCCAAACUCAAUCAAAUUAAAGAAGCUGCCGAAGCCUGCACCGCUGCCCUGGAAUUGGACGAAAACUAUGUUAAAGCUUUACUUCGCCGCGCCAAAUGUUACACUGAACUUGGGGAAUUCGAAGAAGCGGUAAAAGACUAUGAAAAGCUUUACAAAAUAGAUAAAAGUAAGGAAAACAAACAAUUGCUUCACGAAGCGAAAAUUGCCUUAAAGAAGUCUAAACGUAAAGAUUAUUAUAAAAUUCUUGGCAUUGAAAAGACUGCGUCGGAAGCGGAUAUUAAAAAAGCUUAUAGAAAGCGAGCUCUGGUGCAUCAUCCAGAUAGGCAUGCAAGUGCAUCGGACACUGAGCGACGUGAGCAAGAAAAACGAUUCAAAGAAGUAGGAGAGGCGUACGGAGUUCUAAGCGACCCCAAGAAACGCGCAAGAUAUGACCAUGGGCACGACCUUGACGAUGAUGGCUCUGGUGUAGGAGAUAUUGACCCAAAUGUGGUGUUCCAAUCAUUCUUCAGGGGAGGGCAACAUUACGAUUUUCAUAGUGGAGGUGGUUACCCUGGUGCGGGCUUCAGUUUUCAAUUUGGAUAA